This is a messenger RNA of Microthlaspi erraticum, 330 nucleotides long. The record is from the annotation of a GenBank genome assembly. NCBI's taxonomy places the organism in Eukaryota, Viridiplantae, Streptophyta, Magnoliopsida, Brassicales, Brassicaceae.
AUGGCGUCUUACGAGAUGGUAGCCGAUUUUCACUCAAUGGUCACAAACUCGACGUUAAGAGUAAUGGUUUUAACGAAGUGGUUUAAUGUUGGUGUCAGAGGUGUCGAAGGAUUAGAUGUAAUGGUGGUCGACGAAGCAGCGUCCGUAACAAGGAAUGACUACGUUAUCAUGUUUGAUGACCAAAUCGAGGAAGGCGAAUGGUACAGCCUAUCCAAGUUCUCUGUCAUGAUUCUCAUGUUCAAAACCGAACAACAAUUCACGGAUUAUGCAUUAUCAUGGAAUAUAACACUAAGAUCCACAAAAUACCAAGAAGAGCAUCGAGCUAUGUAG